This is a messenger RNA of Ornithodoros turicata, 657 nucleotides long. Its product is annotated as transcription factor Adf-1-like. The record is from RefSeq and is a predicted model, not a curated record. The transcript is spliced from 5 exons. NCBI's taxonomy places the organism in Eukaryota, Metazoa, Arthropoda, Arachnida, Ixodida, Argasidae. Bases 1 to 657 code for a protein of 218 amino acids. Gene Ontology annotation, biological process: regulation of transcription by RNA polymerase II. Gene Ontology annotation, cellular component: transcription regulator complex; nucleus.
AUGGCGCAGCCGAGUGGACGCUUUCCAACGGGCGAUUUUAUUGCAGAAAUCAGAUCAUACCCGUGCUUGUACGAUAAAUCACUGCCAACGUACAAGGAUACGGUGCUAAAGAGAAGUACUUGGUGCGAAAUCGGACUAAAAUUUGGCAUUAACGGAAAGGAGUGUGAAAGCAAAUGGAAUAACUUAAAAGAUCGUUGUGUUAAGCAUCAAAGAAGCGGUGCUGGAGCACCAAACUGGGAGUAUUACGAUUUAGUGAAAGGCAUAAUUGGAGUUUCAGGGGGUAUCUCUCAAAGGUAUGAACAUGAACAGUAUGAGGAGGUGUUCGUGCAGCCUGAUGCCGUUUUGCUAUCAUCACAGGAGGCAAGCAUCGUCGAGGUGCCUUCGGCUGCACAAAAAAGGCCACAGGAAAGCUGUAGUGCAGCAGGCAGGAACAAGAAAUCAAAACCAAUCAACACAAUUGACGAAUCUAUACAGAGGUCCUUAGAUGCCUGUUCUUCUAAACUGCAGAGCAUACAAGCCGACAAAGAUGAAAGCUAUUACUUCUGUCAGUUUUUAGCUAUGCGCCUGCGCGAACUAGACAAAUCACAAAGAAGAGAGGCAUUCCACAAGAUAGAGGAAACCAUGUAUGAAUUGGAGCUCAGGAGUGGCAAUUUUUGA